Molecule: messenger RNA, 1729 nt
Organism: Drosophila ananassae
Lineage: Eukaryota; Metazoa; Arthropoda; Insecta; Diptera; Drosophilidae
Gene: PIG-A
Product: phosphatidylinositol N-acetylglucosaminyltransferase subunit A
Exons: 4
Coding region: 127-1557 (476 amino acids)
Biological process (GO): GPI anchor biosynthetic process
Cellular component (GO): glycosylphosphatidylinositol-N-acetylglucosaminyltransferase (GPI-GnT) complex
Molecular function (GO): phosphatidylinositol N-acetylglucosaminyltransferase activity
Source: RefSeq, a predicted model, not a curated record
AAUGCAACGGUUUACAACACUGCCAGACGUACUACAAUUCGUUUAUUAUUGUUAUAUUUUUGCAUGUUUAUCCGUCUUGUGUGGAAUGUCAAAGUCCUCCAGGAUCAAUAAAAGAAACAUUGAAAGAUGCGCAUCUGCAUGGCGUCGGACUUCUUUUAUCCGAGCAUCGGGGGCGUCGAGGAACAUGUUUACAAUCUCUCGCAAAUGCUGCUCAGACUGGGUCACAAGGUCGUGGUGCUGACGCACUCCUAUGGAGAUUGCAAUGGUAUACGCUACGUAACGGGCGGCUUAAAGGUCUACUAUCUUCCCAUUAAAGUGUGUUACAACCAGUGCAUCCUGCCAACCGCCGUAUGCAAUGUGCCCAUGCUUCGAGCGGUCCUUCUCCGGGAACGAGUGGACGUGGUCCACGGGCAUUCGGCCUUCAGCGCCUUGGCCCACGAGGCGUUGAUGGUGGGAUCAUUAUUGGGUCUUAAGACUGUUUUCACAGAUCAUAGCUUAUUUGGCUUCGCGGAUUUGUCGGCGGCCCUGACAAAUAACCUGCUGGAGGUCAAUUUAGGUAUGGUCAAUCACGCCAUCUGUGUCUCCCAUAUAGGCAAGGAGAACACUGUACUUAGAGCAAAGGUGGCUAAACAUCGCGUAUCUGUGAUACCAAAUGCGGUGGACACUGCUCUCUUUACACCAGACCCGUAUAAACGUCCAGGAAAUGAUAGAAUUAAUAUUGUUGUGGCGUCGCGACUUGUUUACCGAAAAGGAAUUGAUCUACUGGCUGGAGUAAUUCCCCGCUUCAAAAACAAUCCUAAUGUGCAUUUCAUUAUUGUUGGCGAUGGACCAAAGCGUGAUUUAUUGGAAGAGAUUCGGGAGAAGACGAACAUGCAGGACAGGGUUGAGAUGGUGGGUGCCGUGGAGCACGCCAAAGUCCGAGAUAUCUUGGUUCGUGGCCAUAUAUUUGUAAAUACUUCUCUGACUGAGGCCUACUGCAUGGCCAUUGUGGAGGCUGCUUCUUGUGGCCUUCAGGUUGUGUCGACAAGCGUCGGCGGCAUUCCGGAGGUGUUACCUCAAAGUUUAAUUUUGUUGGCGGAACCUGAUAUAGAUUCCAUAUACAGUGGGAUACUAGUGGCCAUUGAAAGACAUCGAAAGAGUGGUUUUAAGACGGUUAACCCUAACGCAGCCAAUGGCCACUUAGCAUCCGGAGACAACGGUCGGGGAAAGCGGCGUCAUCGACGCAAAGUAGAAUCAGAUGAAUCCCAGUCUAUCGAAGAUUCACUUGAAGCUCAGAACAUUCACCUAAAACCAAUUUUAUGUCCCUACCGAUGCAACGAGAUGGUCGAAACCCUAUACAACUGGGAGGAUGUGGCAUUACGUACGGUUAAGGUUUACAAUCGAGUUAUCCAAGAACGAUCCUUCACUACCAGUGAGCUGGUCGUUGCAGUAUGGCAGCACGGUUCCUGGUUCCUGGUCUUCUUUGUAGUCGCCCACUUCCUUAUGGGACUACUGGAGUUUUGGCGUCCGCGAAGUCGAGUGGAGCCAGCUCGAGAUAUGCAGCGUCUUCCCAGCUAGCAAAGCCAAAUCAAUCUUUUUAUUAAAUAAUUUUAAGUAUUUAUAUCUUUAAAUUACAUAUGUUGGUUGAAAGAUUGUAUACUGCCUUAAAUUGUAGUCAAAUACACUGAACUACACUACAUUCAAUGUACACUACUAGUACAUUGAACUGUUUACUAAAUUCGUUGUCAUG